Messenger RNA from Anarrhichthys ocellatus (wolf-eel), 2315 nucleotides. RefSeq names its product UPF0764 protein C16orf89 homolog. Bases 110 to 1156 code for a protein of 348 amino acids. Lineage: Eukaryota; Metazoa; Chordata; Actinopteri; Perciformes; Anarhichadidae. The record is from RefSeq and is a predicted model, not a curated record. The transcript has 8 exons.
CCCCCUCCUCCCCGUUGUUAGAGGAGACACAGCUUGUCCUCCUCUCUCCUUGUUUUCUGUCCCGGACACCUUCAAACCUCCAAACACAGCGGACAAUCCGAGCGAGAUCAUGCGGGCCGCAGCGCUGGCUCUGUUUGCCGCAGUGUUGUCCGGGUCGCGGGCGGAGGUGAUCGAUGACAUCCUGAGCAGCCUCACACGGGGAGCAUCCUUCCUGGAGCGGCAACACGAGCACAUCAACCUGGACGGGGUGGUCGGGUUCCUCAUGCUGCAGGCUGAGCUGAAGGAGGCUGUUCGGACGUGGCCUCACAGCGACCCGGUCAGCUGGGCUCAGAGAACCACCGCCGUCGCUCUGGUCAGACGUCUGGACCAAAGCUUCAACAAGGCCGUCGCCGCGCUGCAGCAGAACGACCCCAAAUACUACAGAGAGUUCGAGCCCCUGCUGUCGUGGAGCUUCUGGUUGGUUCCUCAGGAGUGGAGCUCCACGGAUCGCAGCCUGGUGUAUCCCUCCACCAUGACCACCGAGUGCUACGACGAGCAGCUCAGUGACAAAUGUCUGACGCUGCUGCUGGGAACCUGGAAGAUAAACGGGACGCCCUGCAUCGUCACCAAACCCUGCCGGGACACCAUGACCCGCUUCGGCUGUCCACACUACUCGCUGUCCCACCAGCUGCUCUACUUCAUGAUCGGAAGAAUGAGAGGCUGCACCAACCUGCUGAAGGGCGACACUCGAGCGUCCCGAGCCAACAUGACCGAAAGCAACUACCAGAAGAUCUUCUGCUCCAACAUGAUGAAAACCAACCAGGACAUCAUGAGGGAUGGUCUGACCGAACAGACGGUGGACAUCUUCAUGGAAAACAUCCUGAUUUGUGGACUGAGCGGUUUCUCCGACUUCUACAAAGCCGAUUGGCUGCAGCACAUCCUCCGGCUGCAGGACGAGGAAGUGGGCUGCUUCGGGAGAGACAAGAGCAUCAUCUCUCAGAUCAUCGGAGACGAGCUGCUGGAACAGAUGCAGCCUCACAGGAGAGUGAAGAGGAGGGAGAAAAUACUCCCAGACGGCUGCUCCAGUCACAUGACGGCGGUGGCGGUCGGUACUCUGGGAGGAUACCUGAACUACUACCUGACCGAACAGGACAUAACGAAGAGGCCGCUCUCCUGAACCCCCCCCCCCCCUCCCCCGUAGAGACGGCUGGACCCCCGACACAACAUGUUGCUUCAUGAACACGAGUCGUAAGAUGAUGACGAUGCGUAAUAAAACGCUGGGAUGUUGCUGUUUGGUACAAAAUAUAGACCUUUAUUUCUUUUUCAUUCUGUAAUCUAUUAUUAUCCUCAGGUGUGAAAUCUGACCAACAGCUAUGGAUCGAAUAAUCCCAAACAAGGAUAGUAGUGGUUCUCAAAUCCAGCAGAUUAUUAACUCUGUGACGCUGCUGUCGUCUCCAGAUACAGUCAGUUGUUUGACCUGUGGUUCAGUAAUCUAGCUACAGAAUUUAUUACGUCUUUAUAAAUGAAAUCAGGGUAAACCAACGCUUCAUAUUCUGCUUUUUGCCACACGGUUUAUCUGAGUAAUGGUUGAAGGGAUAGUUAGUGACAUCUGGAACUGUGAUUUCAUCUCCUGGUCGCUAGUUUUUGUCUGAAUUUGAUGUAAAAUAAUUUGAUCUCUCUCCUCUGCUCGGUGAUGAUUCACAGAGGAGAGAGAUCAGAAGUCAAGACGGAGCCUUAGGGCCAUUGUAGGUUAAAGAAAAGAGAAACAAACUAACUUAGCCAGCAGAAGGAGGUAAUAUUCAGAGAAUUUAGGAGAUUAAAGUUGUAAAUAUAUGAGGAAAAAAACCCUCAAAUCAUCCUGUUUUCUGACUUGGCCCCAGUUCACCUCAAAGUCUGGAGGAUGUAUCGAACCUUAAAAAAUGAAGCGCGAAUUUAGUAAAUUUGUGAGUUUUUUUCUUGUAAAUUCACAACUUUAUUCUUUGAAUAUUGUCCCCCGGCUCCCUAAUAAUACAAUAUACAGUCGUAUAAUUAGUGUUCAGUGUAGUUAGAGGUUCUUACAGGUCGGUUCUGCAGGACGUCUGUAAAAAGGCUUAAAAAGAGGUUCAUGAUAUUAUCCAUUAAAAGCAUCGUAUUUAUCUAAAAACUAAAACAUCAUAUUAAGACAAAAAUAACGACUUUAUUUCCUUUAACUUAUGUUUAUCUACUAAAUAUAAAGACACACUAGAGGCCACUGUACAGAGACCAAAGAGUAACUAUGCAUGAACUAUGAAUGUCACAUACAAAACGUUAUCAUGUAUUUCAUAUUAGCAUCAAUAAACAACCAGUCAAACUCUGAA